AUGUCAAGACGUGGGUUUGGUGCACAUCGUGAUCGAUCUCCUGAUACCACUGAUGGUCGCAAUUACACCCGACCUCGCACAGAAGUGCCACAUCGACGAACACCACCACCACUCCCACAACUGCAAUUACAAAAACAAGAGCAAGAGCAGCAAGUACUUCAUCGACCGAAUGUUGGGACCAUGACGGAGGAAGAUCUGUAUGCUAUGAUGUGCUCCAGUGAUGGUGAGGUGCUUCCACCAGGGUGGGAGAAGAUCCUUUAUCACGGGACUGUGGUGUAUUUGGAUCAUAUCUCGCGUGAGGCGCAUGAGGUGCGACCGUGGGAAGUUUGGCAGCGUCGAGCAGAGGGUGGGAAGUGA
This is a messenger RNA of Trypanosoma theileri, 357 nucleotides long. RefSeq lists its product as uncharacterized. The record is from RefSeq and is a predicted model, not a curated record. The coding region runs from base 1 to 357 and encodes 118 amino acids. The transcript has a single exon. NCBI's taxonomy places the organism in Eukaryota, Euglenozoa, Kinetoplastea, Trypanosomatida, Trypanosomatidae.